CACGUGUUUGUUGUGUUGGUGUGAAGUUUAAACUUACGUUGGAUGUAAAUGUUCUCAACUUUCGAAUUAAGCUGUUUUUCCAGUAGAUUUUGAUUCGUAUUAGUUGAAAACAAAUUACACAACAAAAAAUGUUACGGCAGUGUCUCCGAUUGAAGAACAUUCAGUUUUUACUAAGAAGUACUGCUAAUAGAAAUGGAGCAGAUUUUGUUGAACACAGGAUUCUAGUUUCUAAUGUAAGAAGAAAUCAUUCUGUCGUUCCUAUAAACAAAUCAGGGAGUGAUGCCUUAGAUGACAGCACAGAAUUAAUCCCAUUUCAAGAAAAGAAUAAUCCAUUAUUGGAAGAUCCUAAUUUUGAUGGAGUUGUACCUAUUGUGGCCCCCAGUUUCAACUUAGCGUCUUUAGUAAACAAGUCAGAACUUCUUCAGACGUUUGUUAAACUUGGCGUAUCUAUUCAUGAUUGGGAAAAAAAGGGAAACAUACACUCUUGGAUAGUGAAGCUCGAUUUCAAGAAAGAUGUGCAACCCAUCAUCCAAUUUCUGGUAGAUCAAGGUGUUUCACCAGAAUCUCUAGGAACUAUUUUCACUAAAAGUCCAAUGCUUUUAAAGACAAGUAUUGAAGAGCUUGAAAUUAGAACUAAAUAUUUACAAUCAAAAAAGUUUACUUCAGAAAUGAUUGUUAGAAUCUUUUCCAGAAAUCCAUUCUGGCUACUGUUCAGCACUCAACGAAUAGAUACUAGACUUGGAUUUGUACAACAGACAUUCGAUUUAACCGGUAAUGAACUGAGAGCUUUGGCGUCAAGAGAGCCUCGGCUUAUCACAAGUAACAUUCAACAAAUUAAGUUGAUGAAUUUUGGGUUCAAAGAAGAAAUGGGAUUUGAGCAUCAGCAAAUUAAACAAAUGCUUCUGACAAAGCCAAAAUUGUGGUUGAUGAACAAACCAAUGCUGUUGGACAGGUUUGACUAUCUUCACAAUGUAGUUAAGAUGGAUCACGAAACCAUGCUACAAUUCCCUGGAGUACUGACCAGUCGAAGUUUCCGGGUCAAACAGCGCCACGGAUUUUUGUGUUAUUUGAACCGUGCUCAAUACGAUCCUAAAUUGCCCAACUAUGUUAGUCCAUUAAAAUUAAUAAGUGAUUCGGAUUCGAACUUUGCUGUUCACGUUGCUAAAGCAUCCGUUCAAGAAUUCAAUGAUUUCUGUAAAACUGUGUGAUGUUAUCGUUUUAAUAAUAAUAAUAGCGACCUAAAAAUG
Daphnia pulicaria is the source of this 1247-nucleotide messenger RNA. It is a transcript of the gene mTerf3, whose product is annotated as transcription termination factor 3, mitochondrial-like. The record is from RefSeq and is a predicted model, not a curated record. The coding region runs from base 129 to 1208 and encodes 359 amino acids. NCBI's taxonomy places the organism in Eukaryota, Metazoa, Arthropoda, Branchiopoda, Diplostraca, Daphniidae. The transcript has 4 exons. Gene Ontology annotation, biological process: regulation of DNA-templated transcription; mitochondrial ribosome assembly. Gene Ontology annotation, molecular function: double-stranded DNA binding. Gene Ontology annotation, cellular component: mitochondrion.